Messenger RNA from Coregonus sp. 'balchen', 25961 nucleotides. NCBI's taxonomy places the organism in Eukaryota, Metazoa, Chordata, Actinopteri, Salmoniformes, Salmonidae. The record is from the annotation of a GenBank genome assembly.
UGCUGGGGUUUAGAAACCGCCGCAUCCUUUCUCUGAUCUAAUUGUCAGUCGUGAUUUCGCUGGUGGACGUGCAGUCGCCCUCGCACCCCUCCUGCGUCGUGAGUCCCAUCCCAGCCAAUCAGAUCGUGAGGAAGAAUCCGCUGCUACUCUCUUCCUGAUUCCGCCCAUUCAUCAGCACCGCGGACUGUCACGAGCGCCUUCUCUGUCGAAUGAACAAGAGAGAGCAGUACCCUUGCACACGGUUAGGCCAGAUAAAGGUAAGAUGAAGACUUUCAAUUCUUUAGCGGAAUUCGUUUUUUUUAGUUAUGACUAUAAUUGCUUCUUGUCUCAAAUCGUGUGAAAAAUAUCCGCUACUUUCUGAUUAUUUGUCUGAUGCCAUUGUAGGCCCUACAUGAUUUCCCCUUCAUCAUAUUACCGAAAAUGACGAGUGCUCUCAGACAGUGCUCUAAAUCUUUGGUCUUUUGGCUUUUCAUUUUCAAGCUAUUAAAGACAUGAUGGUGCCUGGCCACGGCUUGCAGCCUGGUAGCUAGUCUAUUUUUAACCCGUCCCGUCAGCUGGCGAGAUGUCACUCCAUUUAGAAACGGCAGUGAGGGGAAAGGAAAGGGCGUCAAGUUGCAACCACACAGCUAGAUAACAGUGUUUUAUUAGUACUGAAAUACUCUGCCACACCUUCCUGUACCUUUUUGAUAGAUAAAGACAGUUCACUACUCAUUCGUUGCUUGUCAUGGGGCGGCUAAGUGCGUUUGGCCAGUAACCGAUCCCCGAUCCGGCAAGGUGGACAUAUCUGCUGUUCUGCCCUUGAGCAAGGCAGUUAACCCCCAACAAGUGCUCUCCGGGCGCCAAUGACGUGGACAUCGAUUAAGGCAGCCUCCCCGCACCUCUCUGAUUCAAAGGGGUUGGGUUGAAUGCGGAAGACACAUUUUCAGUUGCGCAACUGACUAGGUAACCCCCUUUGCCCAUUCACUGGUAUGCAGUGUGGCCAGCUACCAGUUUCUGGCUGCUAUGGUGGACAGAAUAUUAAAUGUAGCAAUCUGUUGCAGAUACAAUGUAGCCAACUGUGGUUACUUUGUGGUUCCCUUUCAGAGAUGCUAUGAAAUCAGUGUUUCCAUUACACACCGAAGAUAAAUGUUGAAAUACAUUGUUUAAUUUCUAUUUGUUCAAGUUAAUCAUUAAACUAGGGAGAACACACUGCAAAAUAGUUAUUGUCAUACCCAGAGAUAAAUGAAAAACAGGCGAAGCAAGAAGUUGAAUUGAAUCCUUGAAUGUGAAGUAUUUUAUUAUUUAUUUCAGUGUGAGGAAGCCAUUUUAUAGUAGCCAAUCAGCAGGUUCUAUCCCUCCAUCUCCAUUUUAUAGUAGCCUAUCAGCAGGUUCUAUCCCUCCAUCUCCAUUUUAUAGUAGCCUAUCAGCAGGUUCUAUCCCUCCAUCUCCAUUUUAUAGUAGCCUAUCAGCAGGUUCUAUCCCUCCAUCUCCAUUUUAUAGUAGCCUAUUAGCAGGUUCUAUCCCUCCAUCUCCAUUUUAUAGUAGCCUAUCAGCAGGUUCUAUCCCUCCAUCUCCAUUUUAUAGUAGCCUAUCAGCAGGUUUAACUCUGUCUUUCUCCAUCUCUGCACACUGAGACAAGGGGGAAAAACCCCAUGUAUGUUUAGCUACAUGUUAUAAGUAAUGUGUUAUAGCUGUGUUAUUAUUACUACCACAGGAUUACGUUCUGUUUCUUUAAACGUCAGCUCACUUUAGGUGCUGUGUGGUCCCAACUGUAGGCUAAAGAUUGACUCCUGACCAGUGUUGUGAGUGCUAUGGAGAGGAGGGUCCUGUCUGUGUCUAUGUCUAUGUAUGUUCAUGCAGGGCCCACAUUGGCUCUUCUUCCCUUUCUGUGCUUUGUAGCCAGCGGCAAGUUUCCACACUAUGGACAUUUAAUGCCAGAGCAUUUUCCAUUGGUCCAGCAGGGGUUGGUUGGUGGGGGCUUUAGUGGCUGAGGCUGGAACAUGGGGUUCUUUCAUCAGGGAAAGUCAGAUAAAAACCGAUGAAUGAAAAUCCAUAGUCUGUGUGCAGAACAGUCUAGUACAAGGCAGGGCAGGGCAGGCCCGGACCUCAACCUGGUCUAAAAUCGGAUAAAACAGUGAAUGAAAAUCCAUCACUUAUGUUCUGUAUUGGGGGAACACAGUCCCAUUGCACCCGGGGCAUCUGCAAAAAGACUGAAUAUAGAGCCUUGAUGUGGUCUAAAAAUCUCUCUUCUCCACACAUUUCAUAGUAGGGUAAUGUUCAGGACAGUCCUAUUACAGACGUCAGAGUAAAGGCUGUUUCAUAGUAGGGUAAUGUUCAGGACAGUCCUAUUACAGACGUCACAGUAAAGGCUGUUUCAUAGUAGGGUAAUGUUCAGGACAGGCCAAUUACAGACGUCACAGUAAAGGCUGUUUCAUAGUAGGGUAAUGUUCAGGACAGUCCUAUUACAGACGUCAGAGUAAAGGCUGUUUCAUAGUAGGGUAAUGUUCAGGACAGUCCUAUUACAGACGUCACAGUAAAGGCUGUUUCAUAGUAGGGUAAUGUUCAGGACAGUCCUAUUACAGACGUCAGAGUAAAGGCUGUUUCAUAGUAGGGUAAUGUUCAGGACAGUCCUAUUCCAGACGUCAGAGUAAAGGCUGUUUCAUAGUAGGGUAAUGUUCAGGACAGUCCUAUUACAGACGUCAGAGUAAAGGCUGUUUCAUAGUAGGGUAAUGUUCAGGACAGGCCAAUUACAGACGUCAGAGUAAAGGCUGUUUCAUAGUAGGGUAAUGUUCAGGACAGUCCUAUUACAGACGUCAGAGUAAAGGCUGUUUCAUAGUAGGGUAAUGUUCAGGACAGGCCAAUUACAGACGUCAGAGUAAAGGCUGUCUCAUAGUAGGGUAAUGUUCAGGACAGUCCUAUUACAGACGUCACAGUAAAGGCUGUUUCAUAGUAGGGUAAUGUUCAGGACAGGCCAAUUACAGACGUCACAGUAAAGGUAUCCUAAGUUCUGAAAUGGCUUUGAACCAAAAGUACACGUUGUGCUGUAUUUCCCCUGUAAAGUGUUAUAUGUACCCGCCAAAGCCUAGGCAAUGUCAUGUGUCGUCAGCUAGUAAUUUGCUUUGUCGUAUGAAAAAUACUUGGAUGCAGCAAUCGAUUUAGGCCUGCGACACGCAUGAGUCAGCAGAAAACAUUGGUGCAGUAAAAUGUCAGGUGAGACGGGCUACCUUCACAUCUUAACCCAAGUGUCAUUUGACCAAGUCAUGCUGCAGAGAUCGAUGCUUCAGCCCCGUGAGAAUCACCCAUACGUAUUUUACAAGGACACACCCAUGCUUUGGCCCCGUGAGAAUCACCCAUACGUAUUUUACAAGGACACACCCAUGCUUUGGCCACCCAGACUGCAGUAACUUUGUACAGGUUUUUUUACACGUGGGCUGGCAUCACAUGACAUUUUCCACAGUAUUAUCUGCACAGGUCUGCCAACUAGUUUCCCCAUAGCAGUGGGUACAUAGGUGCAGGCAGUGGACUUUUAUGUUGACUUUAUGCUUUUAUGAUUUUGUGUUUAAUGCUUUCGUUUUUUUUAUAAUGUAAUCUUUUCUGUUUUUAUACUGUUGGAUUCUGUCAUUGAGCAUUUCAAAUGUUGCCAAGUCACUGUCCUGACUCACUGUCCUGAUUCACUGUCCUGACUCACUGUCCUGACUCACUGUCCUGAUUCACUGUCCUGAUUCACUGUCCUGACUCACUGGCCUGACUCACUGUCCUGACUCACUGUCCUGAUUCACUGUCCUGACUCACUGUCCUGAUUCACUGGCCUGACUCACUGUCCUGAUUCACUGUCCUGAUUCACUGUCCUGACUCACUGUCCUGAUUCACUGUCCUGACUCACUGUCCUGACUCACUGUCCAGACUCACUGUCCAGACUCACUGUCCUGACUCACUGUCCUGACUCACUGGCCUGACUCACUGGCCUGACUCACUGUCCUGACUCACUGUCCUGAUUCACUGGCCUGACUCACUGUCCUGACUCACUGUCCUGAUUCACUGUCCUGACUCACUGUCCUGAUUCACUGUCCUGAUUCACUGUCCUGACUCACUGGCCUGACUCACUGGCCUGACUCACUGUCCUGACUCACUGUCCUGAUUCACUGUCCUGACUCACUGUCCUGAUUCACUGUCCUGACUCACUGUCCUGAUUCACUGGCCUGACUCACUGUCCUGAUUCACUGUCCUGAUUCACUGUCCUGAUUCACUGUCCUGACUCACUGUCCUGACUCACUGUCCUGAUUCACUGUCCUGACUCACUGGCCUGACUCACUGUCCUGAUUCACUGUCCUGACUCACUGUCCUGAUUCACUGUCCUGACUCACUGUCCUGACUCACUGUCCUGACUCACUGUCCUGAUUCAUUGUCCUGACUCACUGUCCUGAUUCACUGUCCUGACUCACUGUCCUGACUCACUGUCCUGACUCACUGUCCUGAUUCACUGUCCUGACUCACUGGCCUGACUCACUGUCCUGAUUCACUGUCCUGACUCACUGUCCUGAUUCACUGUCCUGACUCACUGUCCUGACUCACUGUCCUGACUCACUGUCCUGAUUCACUGUCCUGAUUCACUGUCCUGACUCACUGUCCUGACUCACUGUCCUGACUCACUGUCCUGACUCACUGUCCUGACUCACUGUCCUGAUUCACUGUCCUGACUCACUGUCCUGACUCACUGUCCUGACUCACUGUCCUGAUUCACUGUCCUGAUUCACUGUCCUGACUCACUGUCCUGACUCACUGUCCUGACUCACUGUCCUGACUCACUGUCCUGAUUCACUGUCCUGACUCACUGUCCUGACUCACUGUCCUGACUCACUGUCCUGAUUCACUGUCCUGACUCACUGUCCUGACUCACUGUCCUGAUUCACUGUCCUGACUCACUGUCCUGACUCACUGUCCAGACUCACUGUCUCAGACUCACUGUCCUGACUCACUGUCCUGACUCACUGUCCCCAUGUCCAGACUCACUGUCCUGACUCACCUGGCCCUGACUCACUGGCCUGAACUCACUGUCCUGACUCACUGUCCUGCUUCACUGUCCUGACUCACUGUCCUGAUUCACUGGCCUGACUCACUGUCCUUGAUUCACUGUCCUGAUUCACUGUCCUGAUGCACUGUCCCGACUCACUGUCCUGACUCACUGUCCUGAUUCACUGUCCUGACUCACUGUCCUGACUCACUGUCCUGAUUCACUGUCCUGACUCACUGUCCUGAUUCACUGUCCUGACUCACUGUCCUGACUCACUGUCCUGACUCACUGUCCUGAUUCAUUGUCCUGACUCACUGUCCUGAUUCACUGUCCCUGACUCACUGUCCUGACUCACUGUCCCUGACUCACUGUCCUGAUUCACUGUCCUGACUCACUGUCCUGACUCACUGUCCUGACUCACUGUCCUGAUUCACUGUCCUGAUUCACUGUCCUGACUCACUGUCCCUGACUCACUGUCCUGAUUCACUGUCCUGACUCACUGUCCUGACUCACUGUCCUGACUCACUGUCCUGAUUCACUGUCCUGAUUCACUGUCCUGACUCACUGUCCUGAUUCACUGUCCUGACUCACUGUCCUGACUCACUGUCCUGACUCACUGUCCUGAUUCACUGUCCUGAUUCACUGUCCUGACUCACUGUCCUGACUCACUGUCCUGACUCACUGUCCUGACUCACUGUCCUGACUCACUGUCCUGACUUCAGACCUAGAUCCUCACUGAGGGCUAGUGUGUAGAUGUCAAUACUUCUGAUGUCUUCGACAUUUACUUCUCUCCCAUCCUCCUUCCUCUCCUCUCUCCCAUCCUCUUCCUCUCCUCUCUCCCAUCCUCUUCCUCUCCUCUCUCCCAUCCUCUUCCUCUCCUCUCUCCCAUCCUCUUUCUCUCCUCUCUCCUCUCCUGUGUAGUUCCAGAACCAUGUCCAUCCUGAAGAUUCACGCUCGUGAGAUUUUCGACUCCCGUGGAAACCCCACCGUGGAGGUCGACCUGUACACCAAGAAAGGUAAGAGAUUAUACUGGAGCAGGGCAGUUUGCAUAGUUUAAGCAACAUUGCAUGCAUGCACAUACCCAAUGGACAGAGUGAGUUAGCUCCAGGCUAGUCCCUCUCCAACGGACAGAGUGAGUUAGCUCCAGGCUAGUUCCUCUCCAACUGGCAGAGUGAGUUAGCUCCAGGCUAGUCCCUCUCCAACUGGCAGAGUGAGUUAGCUCCAGGCUAGUCCCUCUCCAACUGGCAGAGUGAAUUAGCUCCAGGCUAGUCCCUCUCCAACUGGCAGAGUGAGUUAGCUCCAGGCUAGUCCCUCUCCAACGGGCAGAGUGAAUUAGCUCCAGGCUAGUCCCUCUCCAACGGGCAGAGUGAGUUAGCUCCAGGCUAGUCCCUCUCCAACGGGCAGAGUGAGUUAGCUCCAGGCUAGUCCCUCUCCAACGGGCAGAGUGAAUUAGCUCCAGGCUAGUCCCUCUCCAACGGGCAGAGUGAGUUAGCUCCAGGCUAGUCCCUCUCCAACGGGCAGAGUGAGUUAGCUCCAGGCUAGUCCCUCUCCAUCUGGCAGAGUGAGUUAGCUCCAGGCUAGUCCCUCUCCAACGGACAGAGUGAGUUAGCUCCAGGCUAGUCCCUCUCCAUCUGGCAGAGUGAGUUAGCUCCAAGCUAGUCCCUCUCCAACGGGCAGAGUGAGUUAGCUCCAGGCUAGUCCCUCUCUAACGGACAGAGUGAGUUAGCUCCAGGCUAGUCCCUCUCCAACUGGCAGAGUGAGUUAGCUCCAGGCUAGUCCCUCUCUAACGGACAGAGUGAGUUAGCUCCAGGCUAGUCCCUCUCCAACGGGCAGAGUGAGUUAGCUCCAGGCUCUCUCCAACUGGCAGAGUGAGUUAGCUCCAGGCUAGUCCCUCUCCAAACUGGCAGAGUGAGUUAGCUCCAGGCUAGUCCCUCUCCAACUGGCAGAGUGAGUUAGCUCCAGGCUAGUCCCUCUCCAACGGGCAGAGUGAGUUAGCUCCAGGCUAGUCCCUCUCCAACUGGCAGAGUGAGUUAGCUCCAGGCUAGUCCCUCUCCAUCUGGCAGAGUGAGUUAGCUCCAGGCUAGUCCCUCUCCAACGGGCAGAGUGAGUUAGCUCCAGGCUAGUCCCUCUCUAACGGACAGAGUGAGUUAGCUCCAGGCUAGUCCCUCUCCAACUGGCAGAGUGAGUUAGCUCCAGGCUAGUCCCUCUCUAACGGACAGAGUGAGUUAGCUCCAGGCUAGUCCCUCUCCAACGGGCAGAGUGAGUUAGCUCCAGGCUCUCUCCAACUGGCAGAGUGAGUUAGCUCCAGGCUAGUCCCUCUCCAACUGGCAGAGUGAAUUAGCUCCAGGCUAGUCCCUCUCCAACUGGCAGAGUGAGUUAGCUCCAGGCUAGUCCCUCUCCAACUGGCAGAGUGAGUUAGCUCCAGGCUAGUCCCUCUCCAACUGGCAGAGUGAGUUAGCUCCAGGCUAGUCCCUCUCCAACUGGCAGAGUGAGUUAGCUCCAGGGUAAGGGUAGCCUAUAUCCUACAGUCGACUAGAGAGAUCUAGCAGAUCAGACGGAGUUGGGGGAGCAUAAAUAGCCCCCUGUUUGUAAUGGUCAUACAAAGAUAAAUACAGUAGGAUCAGUGUUUCCCCUAUAUUGAUUUAGCAGCGGUGCCCUGCUGAGACGUGCUUCUAAAGGGAUAGUGAGAGAUUGGCAAUUAAGCCCUUUUUCUACUCACCCAGAGUCAGAUGAACUGCAUGCAGUUUGAAGGAUGUUGCUAACUAGCUAUUCACUGAUAUGCAGUGUGGCCAACUACCAGUUGUUGGCUUCCAGAUAGUACUAGCGUGGACUGAAUACUAAAUGUUGCAAAUUUGUUGCAAGAUACAGUGUAGCCAACUGUGGUUACUUUGUGGUUCCCUUUCAGACAUGUUAAGAAAUCAAUGCUACUAUGUUUCCAUUGCACACUGAAAGUGGACUAGACAUAGUGCACGUUUACUAAGAUAAAUGUUUAAAUAAAUAGUUUAAUUUCUAUUUGUUAGAGUUAAUCAUUAAACUAGGGAGAACACACAGCAAAAUAUGUCUUGUCAUACCCAGAGAUAAAUGAAAAACAGGCGAAGGCAAGAAGUUGAAUUGAAUCCUUGAAUGUGAAGUAUUUUAUUAUUUAUUUCAGUGUGAGGAAGCCAUUUUAUAGUAGCCAAUCAGCAGGUUCUAUCCCUCCAUCUCCAUUUUAUAGUAGCCUAUCAGCAGGUUCUAUCCCUCCAUCUCCAUUUUAUAGUAGCCAAUCAGCAGGUUCUAUCCCUCCAUCUCCAUUUUAUAGUAGCCAAUCAGCAGGUUCUAUCCCUCCAUCUCCAUUUUAUAGUAGCCAAUCAGCAGGUUGUCACGCUCGUUGAUAGACAGAUCGGACCAAGGUGCAGCGUGGUAUGCGUACAUAUUACUUUAUUAACUGAAUACAACUCAAACAAGAAAAUACAAACGAACGUGAAGUUCAACAGGCUGCACAAGCCAAAACAGAAACAAAGAUCCCACAACUAAGGUAGGCAAAAUGGCUACCUAAGUAUGAUCCCCAAUCAGAGACAACGAUCGACAGCUGCCUCUGAUUGGGAACCACACCCGGCCAAACAUAGAAAUACAACAUCUAGAAUUCCCACUCUGACCAAACCAACUAGAGAAAAACAGGGCUCUCAAGGUCAGGGCGUGACACAUGAUCGAUCCCUCCAUCUCCAAUCUGACACUUCCGGUUCCCAAAUGGCACCCUAUUCCCUAUAUAGUGCGCUACUUUUGAACUACUACUUUUAUUGCAUCCCUAUGAGCCCGUCCAAAAAGUAGUGCACUGUAUAGUGAAUAAGGUGCCAUUUGGGAUGCUGACCAUAGAUACAUGCAGUACAGAGUUCAGGGGCUUGACCCUGUAAGACAGUCCUUAGAGACCCUGUAAGACAGUCCUUAGAGACCCUGUAAGACAGUCCUUAGAGAGGCCCUAGAGGCCUAAAAGAUGCCGGGUUAAUACUUAUUAUACUGUAGCUUGUUUACCAGGAAUUAGUCAUUUUUUAUAAGUUUUUCUGGGGUAAUCACUGAAGUCUUCUAAUACUCUUCUUCGUGUGAAUUUUGAAGUAAUAUUAAAGUGUUGUUGAUCGUGCAGCACAGAACAUUACAGACCUGUCAUUUUGUAAUGCGAUUACGAUUAAUUGGAAAUCGAUACCUUACUUUCAAGAUGUAUUUUUUUUAUCACAACCAACCUAACAAUAUUCAACCAACUAACUAUGAAUAUCCAGAGUGGGAAUCGGGGUUCCGCUGCCCUUGUAAAGAGCGGAGUUCCUUUGUCAUUCUGCUCCGUGGGCUAAAACAAAGCAGUUAUUUCAACUUAAUGAAUGAAUGUCCUGAAUGUUAAUGAAGCUAUCUGAAUUAGGCCACCAGAGGAAGAGGAAAGGGGGGGGGGGGGGGGAGAGACAUGUUGGACUUGAAAUCCACCCCAAAAAAAGGGCCAAGUAUUUUCCCUUUGUCUUGCUCUCUUUUGACCGUUUGUGGGAAGGUUGCUAGGUGCUCUAAGCUACUAUAAAUAGCAGCUUCACGGUUUCUAGUUUAGGAUGGCUGGGAUCCUAACCUUGUCUCCCUCAACCAAGCCACAGCCUGAUUUAGCAUUGGAUGCGUCCCAUAUGGAACCCCCUGUUCCCUUUAGAGUGCACUAUUGUUUUGACCAAGGUCCAAAGGGAUUCCCACAGGGCUCUGUUCAAAAGUAGUGCACUAUAAAGGGAACAGGGUGCCAUUUGGGAUACACAUUGUGUUGUCUGCUGCUGUAUAAAAAAAGGGUUGGAUUGUUGGGCACAUGCAGAGAUGUAAUGUGUCUGCUGCUGUAUAACAUAAGGGGUUUGAAUUACAGUGUGUACUAGAAGGGCUGCAUCGUCCUUCUGUAUCUAUUUUCAGAUCCAGUAGUCAUCCUAUGGGAUGAGAGUAACUGUACUUUUUAAUGUAUAUUUUUUAUUUUAUUAAUAUUAUUUCAGUUUUAAUGUAUAUUUUUUAUUUUUAGAACAGACGGACGGCUGCCAACGAAACGCGUUUGUUUGUUCUGACCUCUGCUGCUAAAAGAAAUACAUUCAAAACUUUAAAGAAUAUUUAUUUCAGUGAGUGCAGGUUUUUUCUUUCUUUUGAACCCGGAAACCAAAUACCUUUUGUUUGCUAUAAACAUUAAGCUGAGCGCGCUAAUUUCUCUUUCUAUAAGAGUGACUGUCACGUCCUCUGAUGGGGUUUUCUAACCACUAUUAGUAGCUGGACAGAGGUAUCUAACAGAAUCUAGGCCUAUUAUAUAAAAAAAUAACCUUACUGAAUUCAGACAUACUGUAGAUGUGUCCAACAUGCAAUGUGUUGCAUGCUUUGUAUUGCUGCUUUGAUUGUAGUUGAUUUGAAAACAAGUGAAAUCACUAAGACUAAAUUAAUCUGAAUAGGUUUAUUUGGCUUGAGUGCAAGGGCUAUAUCAAGCAUCCCAUAGUUGAUUUCUUGAUGCAGAUGAUUUGAUAAGCCUGAACUCAUGGCCCAACUCAUGGCUCUCUGUGGUUAAGCUUUAAAUCCCUCCUGUUCUCAUGACCCCUGUCAUUGGUUUGAUCAACAUCUUUUUUUUGUUGUUGCCCAAUGAGCAGUUAGAAUCAAAUUUGCGCAUCCAGUAUCUUUCUUCACAUUGUUGAAUCCAAAAUGUCUGACCUUGGUGUGUGUCUGAGCCAGCAGUCACAUCCUGGGAAGCUGCUGCACUGUGUGUGUGUGUGUGUGUGUGUGUGUGUGUGUGUGUGUGUGUGUGUGUGUGUGUGUGUGUGUGUGUGUGUGUGUGUGUGAGCCAGCUGUCGCACCGGGAGGCUGCUACACUGUGUUUGUGUGUGUGUGUAUGUGUGUGUGUGUGUGUGUGUGUGUGUGUGAGCCAGCUGUCGCACCGGGAGGCUGCUACACUGUGUUUGUGUGUGUGUGCGUGUGUGCGUGUGUGUGUGGUGUGUGUGGUGUGUGUGUGGUGUGUGGUGUGGUGUGUGUGUGCGUGUUUAUGUGUGUGUGUGUGUGUGUGUGUGUGUGCGUGUGUGUGUGUGCGUGUGUUGCGUGUGUGUGUGCGUGUGUGUGCGUGCGUGCGUGUGUGUGCGUGUGCGUGUGUGUGCGUGUGUGUUUGAGCCAGCUGUCGCAUCGGGAGGCUGCUACACUGUGUUUGUGUGUGUGUGCGUGUGUGUGUGCGUGUGUGUGCGUGUGCGUGUGUGUAUGUGCGUGUGUGUGCGUGUUUCUGUGUGUGUGUGUGUGUGUGUGCGUGUGUGUGUGUGUGUGUGUGUGUGUGCGUGCGUGCGUGUGUGUGUGUUUGAGCCAGCUGUCGCAUCGGGAGGCUGCUACACCGCACAUGCUCAGUAGAGAACUUUUAUUCUCUGUCCAACCCUGUUACAUCACAUUGAUCUGCUUAGCAACCCCCCCCUGACCGAGGGGAUGCUUGCUGCUCAUUGGAUGAUUUUGAUUUCCUGUUGCUUUCACUAUGAACAACAAACAACCUCCAUACUACACUACAGUGCAUUCGGAAAGUAUUCAGACCCCUUAACUUUUUCCACAUUUUGUUACGUUACAGCCUUAUUCUAAAAUUGAUUAAAUUCAUUUUUUUCCUCGUCAAUAUACACACAAUACCCCAUAAUGACAAAGCGAAAACAGGUUUGUAUAAUACAAAAUAAUAAAAAGAUACCAUAUUUACAUAAGUAUUCAGACCCUUUGCUAUGAGACUCGAAAUUGAGUUCAGGUGCAUCCUGUUUCCAUUGAUCAUCCUUGAGAUGUUUCAACAACUUUGAUUGGAGUCCACCUGUGGUAAAUGUAAUUAAUUGGACAUGAUUUGGAAAGGCACACACCUGUCUAUAUAAUUUCCCACAGUUGACAGUGCAUGUCAGAGCAAAAACUAAGCCAUGAGGUCAAAAGGAAUUGUCCGUAGAGCUCUGAGACAGGAUUGUGUCGAGGCACAGAUCUGGGGAAGGGUACCAAAAAAUGUCUGCAGCAUUGAAGGUCCCCAAGAACACAGUGGCCUCCAUCAUUCUUAAAUGGAAGAAGUUUGGAACCACCAAGACUCUUCCUAGAGCUGGCCGCCCGGCCAAACUGAGCAAUCGGGGGAGAAGGGCCUUUGUCAGGGAGGUGACCAAGAACCGAUGGUCACUCUGACAGAGCUCCAGAGUUCCUCUGUGGAGAUGGGAGAACCUUCCAGAAGGACAACCAUCUCUGCAGCACUCCACCUAUCAGGCCUUUAUGGUAGAGUGGCCAGACGGAAGCCACUCCUCAGUAAAAGGCACAUGACAGCCCGCUUGGAGUUUGCCAAAAGGCACCUAAAGGACUGUAAGACCAUGAGAAACAAGAUUCUCUGGUCUGAUGAAACCAAGAUUGAACUCUUUGGCCUGAAUGCUGGAGGAAGCCUGGCACCAUCCCUAUGGGGAAGCAUGGUGGUGGCAGCAUCAUGCUGUGGGGGUCAGCGGCAGGGACUGGGAGACUAGUCAGGAUCGAGGGAAAGAUGAACAGAGCAAAGUACAGAGAGAUCCUUGAUGAAAACCUGCUCCAGAGCGCUCAGGACCUCAGACUGGGGCGAAGGUUCACCUUCCAACAGGACAACCGCCCUAAGCACACAGCCAAGACAACGCAGGAGUGGCUUCGGGACAAGUCUCUGAAUGUCCUUGAGUGGCCCAGCCAGAGCCCAGACUUGAACCCGAUCGAACAUCUCUGGAGAGACCUGAAAAUAGCUGUGCAGCGAUGCUCCCCAUCCAACCUGACAGAGCUUGAGAGGAUCUGCAGAGAAGAAUGGGAGAAACUCCCCAAAUACAGGUGUGCCAAGCAUGUAGCAUCAUACCCAAGAAGACUCAAGGCCUGUUUUUGCUUUGUCAAUAUGGGGUAUUAUGUAUAGGUUGACUAGGAAAAAAAACAAUUUAGUGAAUUUUAGAAUAAGGCUGUAAUGUAACAAAAUGUGGAAAAAGUCAAGGGGUCUGAAUACUUUCUGAAUGCACUGUAUAUUGCCAAAAUGACAAAAUAUGAUUUUCAGGAUGGAUAUCUAUGGAUAUGAGAGUUUUUUCUGGAUGAGUAUGGAGCUUAGUUGGUGGGCGUGGCAGUGGGCGUGGCCAAUGGCUCGGUCGCUGACCAAACAUUUUAGAGGCCUUCUUCUUGACAAUCGAGACAAAAUGUUGCUGUUUUAAAGCUAAUUUCCUAACAUUCUACACAUAAAAUCAAAUUUUAUUUCUCACAUGCUUCGUAAACAGCAGGUGUAGACUAACAGUAAAAUGCGUACUUCAGGGUCCUUUUCCAACAGUGUAGAGUUAAAGAUAAAACAUAUAUAUAUAUAUAUAUAUUACAAUUAAAACAUUUGCAGUUUUAAAGCUGAAUUCCUGCAGUUCUACACAAAUGCUGUGUUCUUAUGCUAUCUGAGUGACUCAAACAUUAUAACAAAAAUCAAUGGGGGCCCCAUGCCAUGACAAAAAUACUUCUGAAUGCAUCAUUUUUUAACUUUUAAAUUCUCAUUGACUGUCUAGUUUUUAUUUUGGUGAUUUGUUAGUUCUCAAAGAUGAUCGUAUUUAAAAAAUAUAUUGCUCCUUUAUCUUUUCUACAUACUUUAUAUCUGGGUUUUAGUUCACAAUUAUUUUUACUGUUUGGACUUAGUCUGCCCGAAAAAAAACACUACUAUAGCAUGUAGAAAAACCUCUGAAUAUUCAUAAUAUGGAUGUAUUAAGGUCGGUUCAGGGCUGCAGUGACAAACAUUUUGAGGAUGGAUAUUUCUGAUAUGAAUUUCUUUAAUUAUGGGGUAUUGAAUUUCUUUAAUUAGGAUGCAACAGCCAGCCUCCUGCAGUGAGUCGGGAAAUGAAUUUGAAACACAAUAGAGUCGUUAAAAUCCUCUGUGUUCUCCAGGUCUGUUCAGGGCUGCCGUCCCCAGCGGUGCCUCUACUGGUAUCUAUGAAGCUCUGGAGCUCCGCGACAACGACAAGACACGCUACCUGGGCAAAGGUACGCUUUGAUUUCCAAUGGCCUUAUAGUACAAAGCCCCCUCUUUGAAUGUAUGUCCUUAAAGUACAAAUCCCCCUCUUUGAAUGUAUGUCCUUAAAGUACAAAGCCCCCUCUUUGAAUGUAUGUCCUUAAAGUACAAAGCCCCCUCUUCAAAAAUGUUCCGUUACAUCAUUCCUUUCUGACACUUCAUCAAUCUUUCCUCCUCUGUCAGGGGUGAAAAGAGCUGUUAAAUAUAUUAAUGAGUUCUUGGCUCCAGCACUGUGUAACCAGGUAAAUACACAGUGUGGAGUAACAACAGGAGUGACACAGAAAUAACACUGAAAUGAACUGGAGUUGAUGAAAGCAUGACUUUUGAGUGGGUUAGCUUUGAUUUGACAACGUAACUAACCUCUGUGGCAGGCAUUCACAGAUGAUCACAGAUAAACCAUUAUUACCCCCCACUGAAAUAUAUUGACUAGAACGGACAUUCCCAUUCAAGUCAGCGUUCCGUGAUGGGUGGGUCGACUGGCAGACCUUUUGUCAUUCUAUUUUUUUGUGAUUACCCCCAUGAUCCCAAUAGUGGAUCAUUCCACUUGACGUUUGUUUAACCAGCCUAGUUGCUGCCACCCAAGCAGCCAGUCAUAGCGAGAGCUAAGGCUUGCUCUGUGAUCAUCUGGUACUGCCUGCUGCUCUUGCAUGGUCUACUUCUCCCUGGGUUGUGACGCUCUGCUUGUCCCUCUGCAGGUGUCUCAAAAGCUGUUGAUCAUAUCAAUAAAACUAUUGCACCUGCACUUGUUCGGCAGGUAGGAACAUUUACUGUUUGACUAACAUUGACAAUGUUGUACUAGUGUCAAGUAAGAGUUGCAUAGAGUUUACAGUAUGGCAUAGAGUUUACAGUAUGACAUAGAGUUUACAGUAUGACAUAGUUUACAGUAUGACAUAGAGUUUACAGUAUGGCAUAGAGUUUACAGUAUGACAUAGUUUACAGUAUGACAUAGAGUUUACAGUAUGACAUAGAGUUUACAGUAUGUCAUAGAGUUUACAGUAUGGCAUAGCGUUUACAGUAUGCCAUAGAGUUUACAGUAUGCCAUAGAGUUUACAGUAUGGUGUAGAGUUUACAGUAUGGCAUAUAGUUUACAGUAUGCCAUAGAGUUUACAGUAUGCCAUAGAGUUUACAGUAUGCCAUAGAGUUUACAGUAUGGUGUAGUGUUUACAGUAUGACAUAGAAUUGACAGUAUGGUGUAGAGUUUACAGUAUGGCAUAUAGUUUACAGUAUGGCAUAGAGUUUACAGUAUGGCAUAGAGUUUACAGUAUGACAUAUAGUUUACAGUAUGGCAUAGAGUUUACAGUAUGACAUAGAGUUUACAGUAUGUCAUAGAGUUUACAGUAUGACAUAGAGUUUACAGUAUGGCAUAGAGUUUACAGUAUGACAUAUAGUUUACAGUAUGGCAUAGAGUUUACAGUAUGGCAUAGAGUUUACAGUAUGGCAUAGAGUUUACAGUAUGGUGUAGAGUUUACUGUAUGACAUAGAGUUUACAGUAUGACAUAGAGUUUACAGUAUGGCAUAGAGUUUACAGUAUGGCAUAGAGUUUACAGUAUGGCAUAGAGUUUACAGUAUGGCAUAGAGUUUACAGUAUGGUGUAGAGUUUACUGUAUGACAUAGAGUUUACAGUAUGACAUAGAGUUUACAGUAUGACAUAGAGUUUACAGUAUGGUGUAGAGUUUACAGUAUGAUGUAGAGUUUACAGUAUGGCAUAGAGUUUACAGUAUGACAUAUAGUUUACAGUAUGAUGUAGAGUUUACAGUAUGGCAUAGAGUUUACAGUAUGAUGUAGAGUUUACAGUAUGAUGUAGAGUUUACAGUAUGGCAUAUAGUUUACAGUAUGGCAUAGAGUUUACAGUAUGAUGUAGAGUUUACAGUAUGGCAUAGAGUUUACAGUAUGGCAUAGAGUUUACAGUAUGAUGUAGAGUUUACAGUAUGGCAUAGAGUUUACUGUAUGACAUAGAGUUUACAGUAUGACAUAGAGUUUACAGUAUGACAUAGAGUUUACAGUAUGGCAUAGAGUUUACAGUAUGGCAUAGAGUUUACAGUAUGAUGUAGAGUUUACAGUAUGAUGUAGAGUUUACAGUAUGAUGUAUAGUUUACAGUAUGGCAUAGAGUUUACAGUAUGAUGUAGAGUUUACAGUAUGGCAUAUAGUUUACAGUAUGGUGUAGAGUUUACAGUAUGGCGUAGAGUUUACAGUAUGGUGUAGAGUUUACAUUAUGAUAUAUAGUUUACAGUAUGGUAUAGAGUUUACAGUAUGACGUAGAGUUUACAGUAUGGCGUAGAGUUUACAGUAUGACAUAUAGUUUACAGUAUGGCAUAGAGUUAACAGUAUGACAUAGAGUUUACAGUAUGGCAUAGAGUUUACAGUAUGACGUAGAGUUUACAGUAUGGCGUAGAGUUUACAGUAUGGUGUAGAGUUUACAGUAAGACUUAGAGUUUACAGUAAGACUUAGAGUUUACAGUAUGGCAUAGAGUUUACAGUAUGGCAUAUAGUUUACAGUAUGGCAUAGAGUUUACAGUAUGACAUAUAGUUUACAGUAUGGCAUAUAGUUUACAGUAUGGCAUAGAGUUUACAGUAUGGCAUAUAGUUUACAGUAUGGUAUAUAGUUUACAGUAUGACAUAUAGUUUACAGUAUGGCAUAUAGUUUACAGUAUGGCAUAGAGUUUACAGUAUGGCAUAGAGUUUACAGUAUGGCAUAGAGUUUACAGUAUGGUGUAGAGUUUACAGUAUGCCAUAGAGUUUACAGUAUGACAUAGAGUUUACAGUAUGGCAUAGAGUUUACAGUAUGGUGUAGAGUUUACAGUAUGCCAUAGAGUUUACAGUAUGCCAUAGAGUUUACAGUAUGGCAUAGAGUUUACAGUAUGGCAUAUAGUUUACAGUAUGGCGUAGAGUUUACAGUAUGACAUAUAAUUGACAGUAUGGUGUAGAGUUUACAGUAUGCCAUAUAGUUUACAGUAUGCCAUAUAGUUUACAGUAUGGUGUAGAGUUUACAGUAUAGCAUAUAGUUUACAGUAUGGCAUAGCGUUUACAAUAUGACAUAGAGUUUACAGUAUGGCAUAGAGUUUACAGUAUGUCAUGGAGUUUACAGUAUGGCAUAUAGUUUACAAUAUGACAUAGAGUUUACAGUAUGUCAUAGAGUUUACAGUAUGUCAUAGAGUUUACAGUAUGACAUAGAGUUUACAGUAUGGCAUAGAGUUUACAGUAUGGCAUAGAGUUUACAGUAUACUGCAGAGCUCCAUGGCUCUUUCAGCCUGCCUAGUAACCUGCCUAGUAACCUGCCUAGUAACCUGCCUAGUAACCUGCCUAGUAACACCUCAAGAUGCUGUGUGUAGUGUGUACUAGUGAGCCAUAAACGUCCUUCAAGCCUGGCGUUUUGAGCUAACCUGUUUGAACUUUGAACUAACCUUUUGUCUGUUUGUUUUCAGUUCCUCCCAUCUCUAACGGUGUGUCUGUCUGUCUGUCUGUCUGUCCUGUUGUUCAGGAUGUCAGCGUCGUGGAGCAGGAGAAGGUGGACAAGCUGAUGCUGGACAUGGAUGGCACAGAGAACAAGUGUAAGUUGGGUAACAGUUUGCUUAGAGCCUGCCGGUAUAAAGCUUUAUAAAUGGUUAUAAACAGGUAUGAGCCUUUAUAAUAAGGCAUAGAGAACACGUGAUAGUAAACCGCAUGUUUUUUAAACUUAUGUUUUACAGCUCAGUCCCACUUUCAAAGAAGAAUAAUUAAUAAAGGCUGUAUAGAGCAGUCAUAAAGGCUGUAUAGAGCAGUCAUAAAGGCUGUCUAGAGCAGUCAUAAAGGCUGUAUAGAGCAGUCAUAAAGGCUGUAUAGAGCAGUCAUAAAGGCUGUCUAGAGCAGUCAUAAAGGCUGUAUAGAGCAGUCAUAAAGGCUAGCAGUCAUAAAGGCUGUAUAGAGCAGUCAUAAAGGCUGUAUAGAGCAGUCAUAAAGGCUGUAUAGAGCAGUCAUAAAGGCUGUAUAAAGCAGUCAUAAAGGCUGUAUAGAGCAGUCAUAAAGGCUGUAUAGAGCAGUCAUAAAGGCUGUAUAGAGCAGUCAUAAAGGCUGUAUAGAGCAGUCAUAAAGGCUGUAUAGAGCAGUCAUAAAGGCUGUAUAGAGCAGUCAUAAAGUCUUUAUGAGCACUACAUGGAUGCUUCCAUUUCAUUUAUAAGAAAUGGCUAAAUGUAAGUUGCUUCUCUUGGCUUAUUUAUUAGUUGUGAAUAUUCAGCAGGCAGAGCAAAAAGUUAUGGUUAUGCAUAGGGACGCAUAGGUUAGGGUUAGGGAGGGUGAGGUAUAGGGGGGAUGAGGUUAGGGUUAGGGAGGGUGAGGUAUAGGGGGGAUGAGGUUAGGGUUAGGGAGGGUGAGGUAUAGGGGGGAUGAGGUUAGGGUUAGGGAGGGUGAGGUAUAGGGGGGAUGAGGUUAGGGUUAGGGAGGGUGAGGUAUAGGGGGGAUGAGGUUAGGGUUAGGGAGGGUGAGGUUAGGGGGGAUGAGGUUAGGGUUAGGGAGGGUGGAGUAUAUAGGGGGAUAGGUUCAGGGUUGGGGGGUGAGGUAUAGGGGGGAUGAGGUUAGGGUUGGGAGGUGAGGUUAGGGGGUGAGGUUAGGUUAGGGAGGGUGAGGUAUGCGGUGAGGUUAGGGUUAGGGAGGGUGAGGUAUAGGGGGGAUGAGGUUAGGGUUAGGGAGGUGAGGUAUAGGGGGGAUGGAGGUUAGGGUGAGGAGGGUGAGGUAUAGGGGGAGGGAUGAGGUUAGGGGUUAGGGCGGGUUGCGGUAUAGGGGGGGAUGAGGUUGGGGUUAGGGAGGGUGGGUAUAUGGGGGAAGGGUUACAUUUAGAUGUAGAGUUGGUGAACUGCCAUCCUGAACCAUUCAAAAUCUGCCGGCUGUACGCUGCCUUAUUUCUUCACAGCAUUGAGUUAACGUGGAGAUUCUAGUUACGCAGUACAUAUACAGUACACCAAUGUACUAGGCGUCAAUACAAAGACCCCAAAUAGCCUUUUGUUGUCCCCUUGAAGGGAAUAGAAGCUGUGUACAGAAAAGAGAAUAGAAGCUGUGUACAGAAAAUAGAAUAGAAGCUGUGUACAGAAAAUAGAAUAUAAACUGUAUGGGCUGCACUUAACCCCCCCCCCCCCACAGCUAAGUUUGGUGCCAAUGCCAUCCUGGGCGUGUCCCUGGCUGUGUGCAAGGCCGGGGCUGCUGAGAAAGGUGUCCCCCUGUACCGUCACAUCGCUGACCUCGCUGGCAACCCCGACGUCAUCCUCCCCGUCCCCGUAAGCCUGCUUUUACUUAUUAAAGAUUUGAUAUUUAUGUGACUGACCUUGGUUUGAACCCCGGUCUCCUGUUAGCAAUAAGUAUUUUAGCCCUCCAAACUAAAGCCUAGGCAUUGGCUUGGGGAGUUAACACAACCCUUCAGGUUUCAGACAACGCUACUCAUCACCCCAUAGUGGUUCACCCAAUCACCUCUUAUAUUUACAACAUGACUUUACUUAUCUUUAACUGUAAUUACCGAACCACCUCUUAUAUUUACAACAUUACUUUACUUAUCUUUAACUGUAAUUACCGAACCACCUCUUAUAUUUACAACAUGACUUUACUUAUCUUUAACUGUAAUUACCGAACCACCUCUUAUAUUUACAACAUUACUUUACUUAGCUUUAACUUUAAUUUGAAACUUAAGCUCAAACCUCUUCCGUCUCUGUCCAGGCCUUCAACGUGAUCAACGGAGGUUCCCACGCAGGCAACAAGCUGGCCAUGCAGGAGUUCAUGAUCCUCCCUGUAGGAGCCAGCACCUUCAAGGAGGCCAUGAGGAUCGGAGCUGAGGUCUACCACAACCUGAAGAACGUUAUCAAGAAGAAGUACGGCCAGGACGCCACUAACGUGGGAGACGAGGGAGGUUUUGCCCCUAACAUCCUGGAGAACAAGGAAGGUGAGAGAGAGAGAGAGAGAGAGAGAGAUGAGAGAGAGAGAGAGAGAGGAGAGAUGGAGAGAUGAUGGAGGUAGAGAUGGACGGAGGGAAGAGAGAGAGAUGGAGGGGUUGAGAGAUGGACGGAGGGAGAGAUGGACGGAGGGAAAGAGAGAGAUGGUGGGGUUGAGAGAUGGACGGAGGGAGAGACAGGGACGGAGGGGUUGAGAGAUGGACGGAGGGGUAGAGACAGGGAUGGAGGGAGGGAGGGGUGGUUAGAGAGGGGAUGGAGGGGUAGAGAGAGGGACGGAUGGAGGGGGUGAGAGAGGGAUGGAGGGGUAGAGAGAGGGAGGGAGGGAGGGGUUGAGAGAGAGAUGGAGGGGAAGAGAGGGGAGAGAUGGUUGAGAGAGGGAGGGAGGGGUUGAGAGAGGGAUGGAUGGAGGAAUGCCACUAACGUAGAAGACGAGGGAAUCUUCUCUUCCAACAUCCUGGAGAACAAGGAAGUAGAGUGACGAUGAGCGUCAGUCAGUUAAUCAAUCAGUUCAGAUGGACAAGGUAAAUCAGUCAGUUAAUCAAUCCGUUCAGAUUUGACAAGUAAGUCAGUCAGGUAAUCAAUCAGGGGGGGGUUUUUUUUUUUUCAGAUUGACAGUAAGUCAGUCAGUAAUCAAUCAGUCAGAUUGACAGUAAGUCAGUCGGUAAUCAAUCAGUCACAUUGACAGUAAGUCAGUCAGUUAAUCAAUCAGUCAGAUUGACAGUAAAUCAGUCAGUUAAUCAAUCAGUCAGAUUGACAGUAAGUCAGUCAGUUAAUCAAUCAGUCAGAUUGACAGUAAAUCAGUCAGUUAAUCAAUCAGUCAGAUUGACAGUAAGUCAGUCAGUUAAUCAAUCAGUCAGAUUGACAGUAAUUCAGUCAGUUAAUCAAUCAGUCAGAUUGACAGUAAUCAGUCAGUUAAUCAAUCAGUCAGAUUGACAGUAAAUCAGUCAGUUAUUCAAUCAGUCAGAUUGACAGUAAAUCAGUCAGUUAAUCAAUCAGUCAGAUUGACAGUAAGUCAGUCAGUUAAUCAAUCAGUCAGAUUGACAGUAAGUCAGUCAGUUAAUCAAUCAGUCAGAUUGACAGUAAAUCAGUCAGUUAAUCAAUCAGUCAGAUUGACAGUAAAUCAGUCAGUUAAUCAAUCAGUCAGAUUGACAGUAAAUCAGUCAGUUAAUCAAUCAGUCAGAUUGACAGUAAUUCAGUCAGUUAAUCAAUCAGUCAGAUUGACAGUAAAUCAGUCAGUUAAUCAAUCAGUCAGAUUGACAGUAAAUCAGUCAGUUAAUCAAUCAGUCAGAUUGACAGUAAGUCAGUCAGUUAAUCAAUCAGUCAGAUUGACAGUAAAUCAGUCAGUUAAUCAAUCAGUCACAUUGACAGUAAGUCAGUCAGUUAAUCAAUCAGUCAGAUUGACAGUAAGUCAGUCAGUUAAUCAAUCAGUCAGAUUGACAGUAAAUCAGUCAGUUAAUCAAUCAGUCAGAUUGACAGUAAAUCAGUCAGUUAGUCAAUAAGUCAGAUUGACAGUAAGUCAGUCAGUUAAUCAGUCAGUCAGUUAAUCAAUCAGUCAGAUUGACAGUAAAUCAGUCAGUUAAUCAAUCAGUCAGAUUGACAGUAAAUCAGUCAGUUAAUCAAUCAGUCAGAUUGACAGUAAGUCAGUCAGUGCCAGGUCAGUGUAGUUCAGUGCCAGGUCAGUGUAGUUCAGUGCCAGGUCAGUGUAGCUCAGUGCCAGGUCAGUGUAGCUCAGUGCCAGGUCAGUGUAGCUCAGUGCCAGGUCAGUGUAGCUCAGUGCCAGGUCAUUGUGGGGGCGGCAGGUGGCUUAGUGGGUAAGAGCGUUGUGCCAGUAACCGAAAGGUCGCUGGUUCUAAUCCCCAAGCCGACUAGGUGAAAAAUCUGUCGAUGUGCCCUUGAGCAAGGCACUUAACCCUAAUUGCUCCUGUAAGUCGCUCUGGAUAAGAGCGUCUGCUAAAUGACUAAAAUGUAAUUGUAGCUCAGUGUAGCUCAGUGCCAGGUCAGUGCCAGGUCAGUGUAGCUCAGUGCCAGGUCAGUGCCAGGUCAGUGUAGCUCAGUGCCAGGUCAGUGUAGCUCAGUGUAGCUAAGUGCCAGGUCAGUGUAGCUCAGUGCCAGUUCAGUGCUAGGUCAGUGUAGCUCAGUGCCAGGUCAUUGUAGCUCAGUGUAGCUCAGUGCCAGGUCAGUGUAGCUCAGUGCCAGGUCAGUGUAGCUCAGUGCCAGGUCAGUGUAGCUCAGUGCCAGGUCAGUGUAGCUCAGUGCCAGGUCAGUGUAGCUCAGUGCCAGGUCAGUGUAGCUCAGUGCCAGGUCAGUGUAUCUCAGUGCCAGGUCAGUGCCAGCUCAGUGUAGCUCAGUGUAGCUCAGUGUAGCUCAGUGCCAGCUCAGUGUAGCUCAGUGUAGCUCAGUGUAGCUCAGUGUAGCUCAGUGCCAGGUCAGUGUAGCUCAGUGUAGCUCCGUGUAGCUCAAUGCCAGGUCAGUGUAGCUCCGUGUAGCUCAAUGCCAGGUCAGUGUAGCUCAGUGCCAGGUCAGUGUAGCUCAGUGCCAGGUCAGUGUAGCUCCGUGUAGCUCAGUGCCAGGUCAGUGUAGCUCCGUGUAGCUCAGUGCCAGGUCAGUGUAGCUCAGUGCCAGGUCAGUGUAGCUCAGUGCCAGGUCAGUGUAGCUCAAUGCCAGGUCAGUGUAGCUCAGUGCCAGGUCAGUGUAGCUCCGUGUAGCUCAAUGCCAGGUCAGUGUAGCUCCGUGUAGGUCAGUGUAGCUCAGUGUAGCUCAGUGCCAGGUCCGUGUAGCUCAGUGCCAGGUCAGUGUAGCUCUGUGUAGCUCAAUGCCAGGUCAGUUUAGCUCCGUGUAGCUCAAUGCCAGGUUAUUGGUCAAGGUGCUAAGAUGGCAGAAGCCCCAGUUGGGCACUUAGCAGAGGUCAUGAUGAAACUGGAAGUUUGAGGAUUUAUUCUCCUACUGGGGCUUUAUUUUCUUAUUUAAAUAGUGUACAAUACAAUUCACAAAAUACAAUAUUGAGUAGGCUAUAAUUUGUGACCAAAUCAACUCAAAUCAGUUCAAUGACUUGGUUUGAAGUUACUUAAAGUGAUUUGGCCACAAAUUAUAGCCUACUCAAUAUUGUAUUUUGUGAAUUGUAUUGUACGCUAUUUAAAUAAGAAAAUAAAUAUAUCAAGCCAAGCAAAUCUCGUUAUUUACCGUGAGGGAAUCUUAACUCUUAUUAAUCUGUGUUCCCCUCAGCUCUGGAGCUGCUGAAGGAAGCCAUCGGCAAAGCUGGCUACACUGAGAAGAUCGUGAUCGGCAUGGACGUGGCUGCCUCCGAGUUCUACAAGGACGGGAAGUACGACCUGGACUUCAAGUCACCUGACGACCCCAGCCGUUACAUCACCCCAGACCAGCUGGGAGACCUCUACAAGAGCUUCGUCAAAGAUUACCCAGGUCUGUUCGUUUCCCACGGGGGGGCCAGUAUGACAUUAAAACAAAUAUAUAAUGUAUGCACUCACUAACUGUAAGUCGCUCUGGAUAAGAGCGUCUGCUAAAUGACUAAAAUGUAAAAUGUAAAAAAUGUUGAUGCGUUCCAAACGGUACCCUAUUGCCUAUAUAGUGCACUACUUUUGUCCAGGGCCCCCCAUCACCAAGGGGGAUAGGUUGCCUGGAGUCGGCAGUGCCAUUACCACUAGAUGAAGUAUGAUUAUACUGAUCCUCAUUAUGCUGAAUCCCCAAUGGCACCCUAUUCCCUAUAUAGCACUACUACUACCCACAGGGCUCUGGUUAAUAGUAGUGCACUAUGUAGGGAAUAGGGUGCCAUUUGGACCUGACUUCUGCUACCCGUUAGAGGCCUCGUGGAUCUCCAGGGGACAUCUCCAGCCACAACUACUGUAACGCUACUGUAGCUACAACGAGCUUUGUUUUGGCUCUGAUGUAUGGGAACCUAAAGUAAAUCAGUUGAACAAUGUAUUUCUAAUUGCAGUCAAUUAGGGCUUUAGAGUUGCGUCACUCUUUCUCACCCCUUCCUCUCUCCCCAGUAGUGUGCUCCAACAUCUAACCCAUUACAACCAUUCUCCUCUGUCUUCUACAGUGGUGUCCAUUGAGGAUCCCUUCGACCAGGAUGACUGGGCUGCAUGGUCCAAGUUCACGGCUGAGACCAGCAUCCAGGUGGUGGGUGAUGAUCUGACCGUCACCAACCCCAAGCGCAUCGCCAGGGGUGUGGCCGACAAGGCCUGCAACUGCCUGCUGCUCAAGGUCAACCAGAUCGGCUCCGUCACAGAGUCCCUGCAGGCGUGAGUAACUGUCCCACACACAGUCGGCCAUUUUGGUUCAGACUGGCUCCAUCACUGAGUGGAGGGUCACUCCACUGGCAGCCAUUUUGUUGCCAUUGUUUCAGACAGUGCUGAAGGUAGGGAGACUGAUGAAAGGGGAAAAUGUAAUGGAUGUUAGUGUGGACCUUGGUGCCAAACACAUAUGGGGACAUUGUGUGUAUCAGUGGAGGCUGCUAAGGAGAGGACGGCUCAUAAUAAUGUCCGGAACGCAGCAGAUGGAAUGGCAUCAAACACCUGGACACCAUGUGUUUGAUGUGUUUGAUACCAUUCCACUGAUUCCGCUCCAGCCGUUACCACGAGCCCCGUCCUCCCCAAUGAAGGCACCGCCCACCUCCUGUGAUGUGUAUGUGUACGUUUCUGUACUAGCUAAUGAAUGUGUUCGCUGUUUCCUACGUAGCUGCAAGAUGGCCCAGACCAACGGCUGGGGGGUGAUGGUCAGCCAUCGCUCUGGAGAGACUGAGGACACCUUCAUCGCUGACCUGGUCGUUGGUCUCUGCACUGGACAGGUAGGAUACACCUUCUCAUCAGAUAACAGAUUUCAUCUGAUUACUCUUUAUCAGAUUACAUUUAUCUUAUUAGGCAGAUAUUACUACUGGUGUGACUGGUAUGUUGUUGGUUCAAAGCUCAUUAGACAGACACUUGGUUUUAUCAUUUUGUGAUCCCACUGCAAGUUCUGUCAUGAGAGCAUUGCUUUAUUCUCACCAUAGUUUUUUCAGCAUCAGCUUUUCCUGAAAAUAAUUCUGUAUUGAUACCUGGUGUUCCAGUGAACUUAAAUAACUGAUAUGUGGUGUUCCAGUUAACUUAAAUAACUAAUAUGUUGUGUUCCAGUGAACUUAAAUAACUAAUAUGAUGUGGUGUGCUGUGUUCCAGAUAACUGAAAUAACUGAUAUGAUGCGGUGUGCUGUGUUCCAGUGAACUUAAAUAACUGAUAUGAUGUGGUGUGCUGUGUUCCAGUGAACUUAAAUAACUGAUAUGAUGUGGUGUGCUGUGUGUCCUUCUCCAGAUCAAGACCGGUGCCCCGUGCAGGUCUGAGCGUCUAGCUAAGUACAACCAGCUGCUCAGGUGAGCUCCGUCUUUAAACUCUUAACUCAGCUGUAUAAAAUAUUGUCACUAGUAAUAUCAUAUGUCAUAUGUUCUUCAUUAGAUAUAUCCUUUGAUGUAAAGGAGUAGGUUUGGCCCAAAUAGAGAGCAAUAGUAAUGGCGUCUUUUUUUUAGGCUCUAACUCCGCCAUGGAUCGUUGGUCAAACCUAUGGGGAAAUGAAUGGCGUUUUUGGAUAAAGACCGAAAAUAAGGUCUGUGGUAAACACAGGCUUUAGGAGAUCUUAUAUGUUUUGUUCUUUGUGAUCAUCUUCAUCAGCUAACGUCACUUUUGGUGAAUUUUGAAGCGUUUAUGUAUUUUUAAAAAUAAUAAUUAAUAAAGGUCAUGUUAACUGACCGAUAUUAUCUCAUAGAACAAAACUUGUAAGAUCUCCUAAGCCUGUGUUAACCUCAGACCUUAUUUUUGACGUUCAUCCCAAAACCCAAUUCUUUCCCCAUUCAUUUUCCCCCAUAGGAAUGGCUAAACGAACCAGAGGUAACUCAUUUCUGGUUUUUAGGACUACAAGCUGGCGAGCUCUAUAUCGCUCAUCUUAAUGUACCAUUAUCAAGGAUAAUAGUGAGCUAUUUUAGUACUUCAACUGUUGAAACAUCCAGCCAAAUUGACUGUCUGACUACCUUCCGUAGGAUUGAGGAGGAGCUUGGAGACAAAGCUGUCUUCGCUGGCCAGAACUUCAGGCAUCCAAUC